AUGAGGAGGAAAAGAAGAAAAGCCUAUAAAAAAUGGAAACUCUUGAAUCCCACAGUAUGUGACCCUCAGGCUGCUACACAAGCAUGCCAAAAAAACAUAAAAGACCUUGAAAAGGAAGUCAAAAGAGACACCUCAGGAGCUUUACUUCAUCAGACUGGGGCAUUAGGAAAAUCUCAGGAAAGUGGAGAUGAGCAUACAUCUGCUUCUACGAGUAGAAAGCAGAAGUCUCCUUUUCUCCCUGCAGAUAAGAAACAAACCCCAUCUGAAAGCAAAAUAAUUAAGGAAAAGGAUGAGCCUCCUUCAUCCCUUUCUGAUCGAUCAGACAAAGUCUUACCAGCGGUCACGUUCAGUGACUACGAAGAACCAUUAUCAGAAAAAAUUGCACUGCGGGAUUUCCCAAACACAUCAGAGGCCCUUCAACCAUCAAAAGGCAAAACUAUGACAGACGUGACGUGUGGGGCUGUCCACGUCCGAGUAGCAAUCGAGAACAGCUGUUUCUGUCAAACAGGAAUAUGGCUCCCAACGAAAAAGACGUGUUCAAGAUGGCGCCCGUGUUACUCUGUCAGACACCUCCAGAGAUGCUACACUUCUAGAAGCUGCUCUUCCAAGUGCAAGAAUCUAUCGGUUGAAGGGCAACAACCGGAGGCUUCAUCUAAAUCUGAAGGGAAAAUUGCCAAAACUGAGAGCCCCUCACUGAAAGUUAGCAUCGUAGGAAAAGGAAUUAAAGUCAAAUACGUGAGUAAGAAAGAGAAUGUAUUAAUAAAUAUAACUUGUCUGCCAAAAAGUGGGAAAAUAGUGAAAAACAGAAACGUUGCCUCCAGUCACGCAGCUAAAGAAGGGCCCGAGUCUUCUGCAGAGUCCGAUACCGGGUGCCCUGAGAAAUGGCAGCUGGAAAACCAGCAUCACAGUUCAGGCUGUUUGCACGCCUCUCCUCCCACUGGGUUUGCUCUCCAGAAGGAGGAGAAUUCUGAUUCAGUGGUGGUUUUUCUGUGCUCAAGCCCUGACAGCGAGAAGAAUAAGCCUGACACAGUAUCCUCAGCCUCAGAUGACUGUGCGGUAGAAUCUGCCAUCUUUCAGCAAAAGAACUGUGUAGUUAGUAAGAAUACCCUCCAAAAGAAACGUGUCUCUGAGGCUGAGACUCUUCUCAACAACAUUCUUCCUACUUCACGUGAUACCUCAAAGACCAUGAGCUUGAGCGAUAUUGACUUAAGUAAAAUGCCUUUUGAGGACCCUACAGAUGUGAACAGAGACAGAAAAAUCAUCUCAGAUAAACCAGAAAAUAUCACAUUGGACUCAGACACACAGCCCAACCCAGAAGGAAUAAAUUAUUUGCCAAGUACCAUUACUGACAUCUUUCCAGUUCAAGAUGGCAAAGGCUCUGACUUUUGUUCGUCUUCUCUGAGCGUGCAGUUUGUGGGAGAAAAGGCAUCCAACAUUUACUGCAAAGGCAGCAAAAUUCCACCUGCAGAUUGCUAUGAGAACUCAGAUUCUUUAGCUUUCCCUUCUAUUCAAAAUGUUCUGAAGUCUUCCACUUCUUUCAGCCCAUCACCCUGGGCCGCCAGACACUCAGAACCUAAAGAAACCCCUGGGGACCCCUUUUCCUUUAAUCACUGUGCUGAAGUUUUGAAAGACUAUGGGGAAGGGCUUAUUGAUGUGGCUGAGAGAGACUUUGAAAACACCACUUUACAUAGUGACUCUCAUACAAAAGCACAGCCACUACUGGAAGUGAAGGGGACACCGCAUCCACCUCUCAGCCUCGCGUCCUCAGGCAGCCUCUCUGCUGGCCAGCCACUCAGCAGUAGUAGCUGCAUCACCGCAGAGUGGGGUCAGAUAGGGUCUCGGGCAAGCCAUCCAGACACAGCAGUCCCCAGCAAAACAAAAGCACCAGUGAUGACAGUGAUAGCUGAUGAGUUAGACCAAAGGUUAAUUAUUCAAGGUGAUGAAGAAGACACUGUUUACUCUAAUUAUUCCAUGGGAAUGAAAAAUCCUAAAGAGCCUCCCGGCUCUCUGGGAAACGUUGAAAAAGACAAAUGCCACAUAAUUAUGCCUGCAGUAAAGAACGCAUGCUACAGAGAUUUUGAAGACCUAGCAAAUGACAAUCAUGAUAAAGUCUGUUUUCAGACAAAUUUUCCAGACAGUGCUGAGUUCAGCUGUGCAAUGUGUGCUACAGAUAACCUGUUCCUUAUUGAGAAAACCCUGACCAAUGAUGCAGACCAAUAUGUUAACCAAGAUGAAGAAAGCUUUGGACUAACCACUUUUAAACAGGAGCCAGCAGGGUGCCAAAGGACUGCCUCAACAAAGCCAAGCCCUGAAGAAAAUAAAAAUGACCCAAAAGAAACUCACGCUCACCAAAUAGACAUCCUGUUCUCCCCUCAGAAGCAGAAAGCUCUGAAAGAUGGGAAUUUGGAAAUCAGCAGCCUUCGAAAGUUAUCCCAGGAACUGGCUCCAAAAGGUAAAAGGGGCAGCGAUGGCUCCCAGGAGGAAGGAGUGGAGCAGUGGGCCAGGAGAAGGCAGCAGUUCCGAGACGGCAAAAGGUCCAGCUCUGCGGGAGGAAGUUCAUUUGCCAGUAACAUCACUGAAGGAUCUGUCACCUCAGAAGACGCCUGCUCUGCGGACCUUGGCUUUCGAGUCAGUAUUGAAGAAAAAGGAUUCUACACAGAGAACUUCCAUUCAGCUGCAUGGGUUUUCCGAGGGGAUGAUGGGAAUCCUGAGGACAGCCCCAGAUGUCUUAGCAAAAAACCCCGACCAGUGGCUGUCCGUGAGCGCACCGUGAAGCUCAUCAAAGGGACCGGCGAUUACCCCUGGGGAUUCCGUAUUCAGUACUCCAAACCGAUCGUGGUAACUGAAGUGGAUGCUAACAGUGCCGCCGAGGAAGCCGGGCUCCAGGUCGGGGAUGUGGUGCUGGCCGUCAACGGGACGGAGGUCACCGGCGUGGAGCACGCAGAAGCCGUGCACCUUGCAAGGAGAGGUCCAGACCUCUUGACCCUGGUGGUGGGAUCUGACAUCAGCCGCUGUCCCAACACCCCCCGGCCCGCCUGCCGCGGCUACCUGCAUAAGAGGACGCACUCGGGAUUCAUGAAGGGCUGGAGGAAGCGGUGGUUCGUGCUGAAGAAUGACGGCUGCCUCCAGUAUUACAGACACAAGAAGGAUGAAGGAAACUGUUCGCCUCUAGAGGUAAUAAAAUUAGAAGGUGCAGAAGUUGGCAUUGAUAGCAGCUUGGGGAAACCAUUUGUGUUUAACUGUGUGCCUCAGUCUGGAAAUAGAACUUUUUGCCUCUGCGCAACUUCAAACCAAGAAUUCAAAAGGUGGCUGGAAGCAAUGGACAGAGCAGCCCACCCUGCCCACCAGAACCAUGUCUGGGAAGAUGUUACCCUGCACAACAGCAGCCUCCCGCCCCUGGCUAUCAAGAAGCCGGAGUGCCUGGGCCUUCUGCACCAGCUGGACGGAAGCACGGACGUGUGGACCCAGCACUACUGCAUCCUGAAGGAUGGCUGCUUGUACUUCUAUGCCAGCAUUCGCUCAACCCAGGCCUCAGGUGGCCUUUAUCUACAAGGAUACAGGGUGAAUGAGCAGACCCUUAGUGUCAAGCAAUCAGUAAUUGAACUCAAGCCUCCAUCUGAAGAAUUUAAGACUUUCUAUUUCUGUGCAGAAAAUGAGACAGAAAAUCAACGCUGGAUUACAGCUCUGAGAAUGUCCAUCCAAAAAUGGCUUCCUUUGCACCAGGUUAUUCAAGACUUCAUGAACCGACCUCUAGAGGAGACCAGAAUGUGA
This is a messenger RNA of Rangifer tarandus platyrhynchus (Svalbard reindeer), 3771 nucleotides long. NCBI's taxonomy places the organism in Eukaryota, Metazoa, Chordata, Mammalia, Artiodactyla, Cervidae. The record is from the annotation of a GenBank genome assembly.